This is a messenger RNA of Phytophthora sojae, 2076 nucleotides long. RefSeq lists its product as hypothetical. Gene Ontology annotation, biological process: transcription initiation at RNA polymerase III promoter. Lineage: Eukaryota; Oomycota; Peronosporomycetes; Peronosporales; Peronosporaceae. Gene Ontology annotation, cellular component: transcription factor TFIIIC complex. The transcript has 2 exons. The coding region runs from base 1 to 2076 and encodes 691 amino acids. The record is from RefSeq and is a predicted model, not a curated record.
AUGAACAAAGUGCUGGAGACGGUGAACGGGCUGCAGAAUCUGCAGCAGACGCACGAGACCAAGAGCCAAUUUCUGCCAGUGAAGCUGCGGCCCAACGAGCCGUCAUGCAAGCCGCUGUUCGCUGACCUGACGAAGACGCAGAUGGUGCUGCUGAGGGUGAAGCGCAGUAAGAGGAAGCGGGCAGCAACAGUGGCUGAGGAGAAGAAGGAGGAGAACAAUGACGAGACGGAGGCAAUUGCAGCCGAUGGUUCGAGGAUUAAGGCAGAGGUGGUGGGGCUCGUCAAGGAGAAGUAUGUGUGCGAAGGCAUGGCCGACUUCCAGUACUUCACGUCUCGGUCGUUCUACCCGACGUUGAAGCCCGAGAAAGAUGCGCUUACGGUGGUGGCGAAUGCGACGGACGCAGUGGAGACGGCGGUGAUGAAUAGUGCAGUGGUGGAGAACGGUCCGUUGUCGAGACCGUCCGUGAAACAGAGAGAACUGCAAGACUGCUUGCGGCCGUAUCUGGCGGUGGAGAAUGAAACGCAGUUGGAGCUGAUUCCCGAGGUGUUCUCCAAGGUGGACUUGCCGCUGAAGUACGAGUUCCGGCAGAGAUCGGGCUACCAGCCCACGACAGCAGCGAAGAAACCGUCGAGUACCAUGACGUAUCUGAACUUCCAUGAUGAUACUCCAGCCCCCGCCGGACCGAAGCCUGAGCAGCCUGUAGUGCGACGAAGAUCGGUUGGAGUGGAUGAUAACGGUGUUGAUGCUCACGUCAUGGAAGUCUUGCAGAACAAGCUGAAGCAGAAGCCAGUGUGGCUUCGGUCCAAGCUGUUCGACGGGCUGGACGCAAUUGAGCGCCGAGCAGCAAGGCGACUGCUGCGCAAACUUUGCUACGUGUUUGUCGAUGGUCCAUGGCGAGGUUCGUGGAUCAAAAUGGGCUACGACCCGCGAUUACCUGAAGUAUCAGAGACCGCCUCGCAAUACCAAGUCGUGGAACUGCGAAAUAAUCGCGAACUUGUGCAUUCGAAGGUGACGCAUGCCAGCAGGAAGCGUAUCAAGAAAUUUGUAGGCGCCAGCUCAGGCAAUGCGAAUGGAGAAGGUGGACCUGUCAAGGGGCCGAGGAUUGUCAAGGUGACACAGACGUCAGCUCUCGAGAACGCUCAAGCGAGUAAGCGUCGUCGGAAGGAGCGGUUUACUCGGGGUGAAACGCGGCGCUCGUAUCUUGUGGAGCCCAAUAUGCCGGGCAAUCCGUCUGCAACGCCGGCAUCAGGCUCGCAGCCCCCUCGAGCAAGCCCCACCGCAUCAUCGGCGAAUUCAGGGAAUGAAUGGGACUCUGAAGACGAGCAGGAGGAGAGAGAAAACGAAGAUGCUCACAAGGUGUUUGAAAUCUUCGGCGUGCAGUUGACGAGCGCUAACGUACUCUUCCAGCUCGAGGAGAUCGACGAUGAGGAGGUGCGGGAGUGGACGGCUCAGUUCACAAGGCAGACCACGCCGUCGCUGCUGGGUGGGUGGUAUCCGACUCAGAUGUUCCUGCCGCUGCGCGAGAUCAUCCGGUUACGCAUCGCGGCGAUGGUUGGCCGCUCCAAGGCCGAGCUCGAGACAAGGCGCAAGCGACUCGAUGCACUCAAGAAGCAGGCACUCAGCGAUUACGCCGAGGAGCUUGCUGGCGCUAGGCGUUCGUCCAGCAGCAAGCAAAAAUCCACCGCAGGCGCGGCGUCGGCUAGGAAAAGGGCGGAAGCUGCUGCGGAGGAAGAAGAAGAAGAGGACGAGGAGCUGGCGUUCGAACGAUCGCUUAUCCAAGAGCGGAACGCGGCGGCAUCCAACGUCGAGAAGCUCUCAGCGGGUGCAGAGGCUGACAAGAGCGCAGAAGACGAGGAUGAAGAGGACCUGGACUUGCAGGAGGAAGAGGACGGCGACAACGACAACAGCAGCGCCGGCCGUUCUCGCGCCACGUACGACGAAGACGAGGACAUCGAUGACGACGAAGAGGACGAAGAGCAGGAACAGGCAGCGGCAGACAAGCAGCAGAAGAGUAAAGGCACUUUCGCCGCCGAGCCUGAGCCUGCCAGGAAGAAGUCGGCUGAGUUCUCCUUCUAG